Plodia interpunctella (Indianmeal moth) is the source of this 6007-nucleotide messenger RNA. RefSeq names its product Deubiquitinating apoptotic inhibitor (gene DUBAI). The transcript has 13 exons. Gene Ontology annotation, cellular component: nucleus; cytosol. Gene Ontology annotation, biological process: protein deubiquitination. Lineage: Eukaryota; Metazoa; Arthropoda; Insecta; Lepidoptera; Pyralidae. The record is from RefSeq and is a predicted model, not a curated record. Bases 346 to 2589 code for a protein of 747 amino acids. Gene Ontology annotation, molecular function: cysteine-type deubiquitinase activity.
AGAUAUAUAUUUCACAUGUAGGUACCUCCUACUACACUGCAUUACAUAGAAAAUAGUCCCAGCCAGUGAUUAAAAAUCAAUUUCGACAUAACACGCAAUUUAAUAUCACCAUUCAAAAUUGUUUUGAAGCAGUUUAAGAUAUACUGAUUGUGUCGUGAUAGAAACCUUCACUUCUAGUCUUAUCCUUGGAGUAAAUGCAAUCAUGCUUCCUCUGCUAUUCCAUCACCGAUUUAAAAGAUAGAGAAGUGUUUAUAAUGAUUAACAAUAUCAACAAGAGGUGUUGUAAUCUCAUAUAAAUAAAAUUAUCUCUAUGAAGAAUUGUAUGGGAGUUGAGUUUAAAACACUAUGGCUGUUAAAAAGCAUGAGCUGGUACACGACAAUCGCACACAGCUGGAUCUGACUGCGUUGGCACAGUACCUCGAGCUCAUGAAUGAACAACAUAAUUACCUGCCGUCACCCAAUGAAAUCAUCAGAUGUUGCCAAGAUAUAGUCAAAUGCUUGGCACGAUCUACAAGUAAUGAAGAGGAAUUGUACGGACUACUUCAUACGAUUGAGGUUUUCCUUUUGCGUAUCGUGACUUCGUACCACAGCAACUACCGUCAUGAAAUUGUCACGGCUAUUCUUGAAAAAUUCCACGCCCUUAUUUCGGAUCCUCAAUCCGACGCCAGUCCACUGACUUCUAUAGUUUUGGUGGUUCUGGACUCGACUGAUCAAGAGGCGACGUUGAACGUCGCCCGCUGGCUGGUGCAGCGGGAGAAUGGGCCUGCAGGGGCGGGGUUGCGUGCCUCUCUGUCGUGCCUCUACAGGUGGCUGUAUGAGUGGCAUGGCACACCUACACUUGGUGAAUGGGUGAUGGCAUAUAUAAAGGCAUUAGAGGAAUACGAGCACUUCGACAUCCUCAUCGAAGUGUCGGUAGACAAUUUGACCCCGUUGUACCUUGCCAUGGACGAACCCAUCGCCCUUCGCCAGUCGGUUGCAGACGUCAUCGUCCACAUUCUGGCGUCCUUGCGCGAGUCCACGGAGGCACUUGAUAAGAUUGCUCCACAUGUGGGUCAUGUGCUUGUGAACUUGGCGGCAGACAGCGGCCAGUUUAGUAGGCAGCUGCUCCAAAACGUGGUAGACAUCCUAACAGCUUCAGUCGACCACCUUCAAAGCGCGCUCAGGGCCGAGGCCCGCGAUCUCUUCAAAAACAAAUACGCUGAUGUGAUCUUGUGCUUGGAAAGACACAUGGCGUCCCGUACCUGCCGAUACACCCAGUUGUCGCCGUGGAAGGCGCGCAACCAAUGUUUAACAUCUAUGAUGGAUUCGCCCACCCCUAAAAACAAAAUUGGGCUGCUAAACCUCGGCAACACAUGCUACAUGAAUAGCGUGAUACAAGCUCUCCUGGCUACCAGACAGUUCAGUAGCCACGUGAUACUGCGAAUGAACGGCGCACCAUAUUGGUCUAAGAUGGGCAUACUUUUUGCCCAAAUGAUGCACUGUAGCGGUACAAAGCUCAAUCCUCAGGAAUUCUUCACCGUUUUCAAGCCACCAUUUUUCACUAGUGACCAUCAACAUGACAGCUCUGAGUUUUUAGGUUACUUGUUCGAGUUGUUGCAAUCGUACGAGCACCAAUCCGAUCGCAACUUCGACUACUCCCGGCCGGCGGUACUCACAGGGCGAACGCGCGCAAUAGCCGCGCCAUCUACCUCCAGCGAUUAUAAUCCCGGAGAGUCGGCAUCCAGCAGGCGGUCUGUGUCGCCACGCCCUGGGAACAGUGUAGCUGGAUCAAGCUCGGGCGCGAAACGAUCGUUGCAUAAUGAAGCUAUCGCUCCACCCAAGAAGCGCCUUCGGUACGCACAGUCAUGGCAGGAUUCCGUCUCCUCGAACCCCCUGCGUCGCGACUCUUACAUCGACAAUAUGUUCGCUGGUGUCCUGCUCACACGUAUCGAGUGCACCGAGUGCCACUCGUCGUCUCUUUCUCGCGACGUGUUCCGCGACCUGCAGCUCGCGUUUCCGGAGAAACCCGAUGGCUGCCAGCACAAUGUCCAGAAUCUACUCGAGUUCUACUGCUCCAAAGAACGACUGUCUGGAGACAACCAAUACAAGUGCCACGACUGCGGAGAGCUGCGCGACGCGGAGCGCAGUGUUGUUAUCGAAACCACACCCAAGUAUCUCAUCCUCGUUCUCAAAUAUUUCAAAUUUGAUCCGAAAAUGCACGUGCAAACUAAACUGAUGCACUCGAUCUACCACAACCACACGGUGACCCUGCCCACCGUCCGCUCGCAGGCCGAGCACUCGACCUACUCGCUUUACGCCGCGGUCAUCCACACGGGCACCACCAUCGACUCCGGCCACUAUUACACACUAGCCAAAGACUUCAGGGAUGAGUGGCACCUCUACAACGAUGACAUCGUGACGGUGAGUGAAGAGACACAUCUCAACCAUUUGCAAAAUGCCAGCACCCCUUACAUCCUCUUCUACAGGCGCACAGAUAUUGACGAGGGCAAGGUCCUGUCCCUACAGGAGAUGCCGCAGAAGGUCCAGGAUCUUGUCUUGCGUGAGAACGACAGCUAUGUGGAACAACAAGUCCGGGUCUCGCACCAGUGACAGUUAAGGUCGGAUGCCCGACGGUACGGGUUUAUAAAUGUCGUUUAACUUCAAUGUAUCGAGCAUUAAACAGUUACAGUAUACAUAAUUUAACGUACAUGAUUUAAACGAUUUUCUUGGCAUAAUGCUUAUCCAUCCCCGGCUUAACCUCGGCCAUAUUUCUUUACUGGCCUGAAAAUCAAUACUUGUAACCUGUACUUGUACUUGUAACCAAUAACGUUCAGCCUAAACAAUAUCUGUUGCAUUGAACCGUACCGUUGCCAGGUAAUGGUGGUUCAAAAUUUCAAUACAGCACGCAUUCAUGAGGUGAUUAUUUCUAGGCUAAAACUAUAAUAUUAUCAAUGUACUGAAUCCAGUGUUUCAGAAGAAUUUAGCAAACACCUAGCAUCGUAAGUCUCGUAUUUAAUCGAUAGAUCUUUUUGUCAUGCAUUGUUGUAAUUAUGUUAGUGAUUAUUCGAUGGAACCUUCUUUGCCACAAAUCGACUUACUCAAAGUCCCGUAACUAUUUAUCUCCUUUUGUAUGACAUUUUGUGCAAUAAAAGGGUUUUGUAUAGUAUUAUAUUCUUGUUUAGUGUGUAUUUUCACUAUUAUAAUUAAGUUAAAUUUUAAUUUACUAUGACUUUUCAUAAUUGUAAUUAUGUAGUUAGCAAUUUAUAUUCAAUAGACUGUUUUUUACAUGAAUUGACUUCCUUACAGUCCCAUGUUCUUCGAUUCUGUGUACAUUUGUAUGUAUUUUCAUUAUUAGAAAUGAAGUUAGUGAUAGACAAUAGACUGUUUUGUUUGCCACUAAUUGAAUUUGAUAUAAUAAUAUUUAGGUGGAUAUAUUUCAUGCGUAUUUAAUCAUAAUAAAUAUGUCGUGGCCACAUCGUGAUAUGGCUGGGAUAUCGUCAUGUUGAUGAUAUGCUCUAUCAAGAUCUGGCUGACUAUAACGAUAAUAAAGCAACAACGUUUAUGUCGAUAAUCCCAGCUGAGCCAAUGUUACAAUUGUAUACUUUUAUUUUUACUACUUAUACGUCCUUAACUGGGUUCCAGGAACUGGGCAUCGCUCCCAAGGGAAGUUUAUUAAGAUAAUUUUGACCAUUCAAUUAUCAAUUCAGGCCACGACAUAGAUGUAUUAACAUUACUUAUUCUGUAAUUUAAUAAAUGUCGUAUAUUCAAAAUCAUAAUAAGUGGUUGUUGAUUAAUGGUGUCAAAAAUAUUAAAUAUAUGUCUUACUAGUUUACAUACAGGCGUUCUCAUUAGUGUUUACAUGUCUAAUAUUGUGAUCGCAACGCUGCGCCUAGACCUAUGUUUGUCGUGAAGUUGCGAUGUGUGGUGCUAAGAUUUCUUGGACGAUGAUUUAUUGCUAUUUCGAAAGGCCGCGUGACGGUUUGCAGUGUCUUGACAGGCUUCGUAGAAGUGUUGGCGCAGCAUAAUAAUUGUUGGUUAUAUAUCAACCUGUUCUUUCAACCAUAAUAAAAACUAGAUGUGUAAUUGGGAUUAUUCUGAAUAAUUAAUACGAUCUUAUUAUAUUCUCCCGUUCUCAUAAAUAUGGACUGGGAUAUUGUGAAUCCCACUAGUUUGUAAUUUGUCGUAGGUUAGGAUCGUUAGUCUGUAUUCUUUCUUACCGUUAGUUUACCAUUUCGCUAAUUUAAUAAACAGGCAGUCUUACCAUACAAAGUUAAAAAAUAUAAUUAUUAAUUAAUUACAACAAAAUAUGAACUAAGUAACUUCCACCGUGUGAGUGAAUCCGGACUGGGUCGGUAUUAGUAUAAUUUUAUUAUGUUCUAUAUUGUAAAUAAAAAUGAAUUUGUCUCAUAGAGACUGGUUUCUGUAAACUUUCAUUGGAAAAUUACAAAAGUAAAACAUUAAUUUUAUUAGAUGAAGACAAUAUUGUGCAGAAGGAUUAAAUCAGCGUGCUAGUAUUUUGCCAUGAAAAAUUACAGAAACACUUCUAAUUCAUUUGUAAAUGUUAUUAUAAAUAGUAGUAAGGUGUGAAGUGAUGAAUGUGGGUGGUUCAAAACUGUCCUCAUCAUUAAGUUUGUUAAGUUUAUUCACGUUUAUGAUAUUAUUUUAUUUUCAUCUUACAGGAUAUUUUGAUCAAGAUAUUGGAAAGCUUUUUAUAUAUCUGUGGAGAAUUUUACAUUGUUUCCAACUUAGUAUUUAAAUAUAUCCUUUGAAAAAAGAUCCCAAAUCUCCGACGUAGUUUAAUCUCUAUAUUCUGCUAAAAUAUAUGUUCGAUCAGAUUACGUCUUCCUAACCAAUAGUAUUAGUAAUUCCAGAGAAAUACAUUUUAAAAGGAAGAAGAAUAACCAUAUGAAGAUAAAACUUUCCAUUUCUUGAUAAGUUUUAGUUAAUUUGUUGUAACAUAAUAUCUUUACCCAUGGUGCAGCAAACGCAACGCGCAAUACGCUCCGCUGGCUAGAUAUUGGUAGAUUUUAUUUUAUCACCUCGCACUUCAUCGCUGUAUUAAUUGUUGAUAUAUAUUAAAAAAGCGGCCAUUAUUGAUACGCGUGAUACGACUGAGGUUGUUAGGAAUGUAAAAAACGUAAAAAGAAAAGUGUACUGAUGUAUUUUUGAUAUUUUUACUUUAUUAUUAAAUUUAAUAUGUAUAAUAUUGGUUAUUAUGCUAUAUGCGUUUAUUAAUAUCAAAUUAAUACAAUACCAACUACUAAAUACGAUUUCGUUUAUAUGUUUAGUAUGUUUAUGUAUGUUUUUGUGUGUUUAUUGUAUGAUUGUAUAGUGUAUAACGAAAUUAUCAGAAAUGGAAUUGCUGCUAAAUUGAACAAACGUUUAAUUAAACGUUUGUUCAAUUAUUAUAAUUAUAUAGAUAAUUCUUUGAAAUUCUUAUUAUCUAUUCCUUUUCAAUUUGGCGUAUUGCCAGUGAAAUUAAUGUUUUAAUUGAAUAAAAUAACAUAAGUAUCGGAAAUUCUUAAGUAAUUACACAAACUGAAAGAUGAAACGAUACUAACUGAAGUGGCGGUCCGCCUCUGUUCCUACUGCAGGCUCCUGUGAUUCGUUUGCCUCUGAUCCAGGAACAGGGACAAGUAAGACGAAACUAUCUUUUCACUGUGGAGCGUUGUAUAUUAUUUUAUAUUGUGUAUUAUUUGCUCAGACUAAACAUAGUAUUACACUAUCAUCUUUGGGUGUGUCUAUUCUAUAUAUUAUUAUUGUUUAUUUAUUAAUGUAAUCAGAUUGAUCUAUGUAUUUAAUAUGUGAGUUAUGCAAUGAGGAUACUCAUUGAUUUAUGUUAUGUUAUUUUCUGUAAAUAUCAAAUUUCGCAUUUAACUAUAAGGUUUAGAUAUUCAGUCACGGUUACUUAUAACUUGUAGUGGUAUAUCGAUGUUCGGGGCCUAGUUAUGCUCCAGUGAAUGUAUCACUUUCAAAGAUGUGAAAUCAAAAUUUGGUUUCGAUAAAUAAAUCUUAAUAAUCAUGAAAA